Molecule: messenger RNA, 4163 nt
Organism: Silurus meridionalis
Lineage: Eukaryota; Metazoa; Chordata; Actinopteri; Siluriformes; Siluridae
Gene: rab3gap1
Product: RAB3 GTPase activating protein subunit 1
Exons: 25
Coding region: 60-2978 (972 amino acids)
Biological process (GO): positive regulation of GTPase activity
Molecular function (GO): GTPase activator activity
Source: RefSeq, a predicted model, not a curated record
CUCCAUUUCCCAGAAUGCACCAGGAGGAGGAGGUUCAGAGGAGAUAAACAGAGUUUAUCAUGGCGGCGGACAGUGAUCCUGAGUCGGAGGUGUUUGAGAUCACCGAUUUCACCACAGCGUCCGAGUGGGAGAGGUUUGUGUCCCGAGUUGAGGAAGUGCUGAACGACUGGAAACUGAUUGGUGGUAACAUUGGCAAGCCUCCUGAAAAGGGAGAAUACACCACAGGAACAUGGGAGGAGAAGUCACGCGAGAUCAAUUUUGCCGAUUUCAAGUUUUCCAUCACGCAUCAUUACCUGAAACAGGACUGCGUGGAAAACGAAGGGAAGGAGGACAGCGAGGAAGAUGCUUUUCCUUUGGCCAUGCAGGACCUGCUGUGCAUGAAUAAUGACUUUCCUCCGAGGGCGCACUGCCUGGUCAGAUGGUAUGGAGUGCGGGAAUUUGUGGUCAUCUCUCCUGGAGCAAACUGCGAAGCAAUCGUCAGCGAGUCCAAGUGCAACCUGCUGCUCAGUUCGGUCUCCAUCGCUUUGGGAAACACCGGCUGCCAGGUGCCGCUGUUCGUGCAGAUCCAGCAGAAGUGGAGGAAGAUGUACGCGGGCGAGUGCCAGGGCCCCGGGGUUCGCACCGACUUCGAGAUGGUGCAUCUGCGCAAAGUUCCCAGCCAAUACAACCACCUCUCCGGCCUGCUGGAUAUCUUCAAAGCCAAAAUAGGAUGCCCGCUGACACCGCUGCCCCCCACCAACAUCGCCAUCCGCUUCACCUACAUCCUCCAAGACUGGCAGCAGUACUCCUGGCCCCAGCAGCCGCCCGAUUUCGACGCCCUGCUCGCCGGAGAAGUCGGAGGCGUGGAGUUCGGAAAACUUCCGUUCGGAGCUUGCGAGGAUCCGAUAAGUGAGCUUCACCUCGCCACCACCUGGCCCCACCUGACCGAAGGCAUAGUCGUGGACAACGACGUCUACUCUGAUUUGGACCCCCUCCAGGCUCCCCACUGGUCCGUUCGGGUGCGAAAAGCGGACAAUCCCCAGUGUUUGCUCGGCGACUUUCUUAUGGAGUUCCUCAAGCUGGGCAGCCGGAAGGAGUCCACAGAGGAGAUCCUGGGUAGGAGUUCAGCCGAGGAAGAGGGCAAAGACAACAGUGACAUCACGCAAGCGCUGUCCAAGCUGACGGAGCCCACGGCCGUGCCGAUCCCCAAGCUGUCGGUCUCCAACAUGGUGCACAGCGCUCGCAAACGCAUCAGCCGCCACCGCCGUAACGACCAAUCACCGCUCAGUAACGAUGUCCUCAACUCCAUCUUACUGUAUCUCUUCCCAGAUGCAGCGCUGGACAAAUCGGACUCGAGCGAAGCGAAAGCGCCGCACUCGAACCCUGGAGUAAAGACCGACCAGGACAAAGACACGGAGGACCACAACCUGUUCAGCGUGCUGAAGUCGGCUCCGUGGGACUGCCUGACCUACAGACUGGCGUUGUGCGUGUGUUUGGUGAACUUCUACCACGGCGGUGUGAGAGCCGUGGCCCACCUCUGGCAGGAGUUUGUUCUGGAGAUGCGCUAUCGCUGGGAGAACAAUCAUCUCAUCUACGGGUUGCCUGCUGGGCCUCCGGAUCUUCGAUGCUGCCUUCUACACCAAAAACUCCAGAUGCUCAACUGCUGCAUCGAGCACAAGAAAGUGAGGGACGAGCUCCGGAAAGACGUGUCCAGCGAUAACGGCCUCCCGGUGCCUCAGGUGUCCCCGGGGAAGUCCUGCGAUUCGUGGAGCGACAGCGAGGACGAGUUCUUCGAGUGCCUGAGCGACGCCGAGGACAUGAAGGAUGCAGCUUCGGACGGGGUUAAAGCAGCAGUAGUUAAAAUGAAGCCUGAGGGUCGACUGCAGCCUCAUGGCAAGCUGACUCUGCUCAACUCGAACGAGCCGCUCUACAUUCCCAUCACGCAGGAGCCGGCGCCGAUGACCGAAGACGUCCUGGAGGAGCAGUCGGAGGUGCUGGCCAAGCUGGGCACGUCGGCCGAGGGAGCCCAUCUCCGUGCCCGCAUGCAGAGCGCCUGCCUGCUCUCGGACAUGGAGUCCUUCAAGGGGGCCAAUCCCGGCUGUUCCCUGGAGGAUUUUGUGCGCUGGUACUCGCCAAGAGACUACGUGGAGGAGGAAGUGAGCGAUGAAGCGGGCAGGACGCUGGUUCAGGGAUCGCUGAGUGCCAGGAUGAAGAUCCCGGGCAACAUGUGGGUGGAAGCAUGGGAGAGCGCCAAGGCCACGCCAGCACGCAGGCAGAGGCGGCUGUUCGACGAAACUAAAGAGGCCGAGAGGGUGCUGCAGUAUCUGGCAGUACAGAAACCCUCUGACCUCACGCGACACCUGCUGCCCUGCAUCGUCCAUGCAGCUCUCCUCAAAGUGAAGGAGGAAGAGGCGGUCGAGGACGUCGGCACGGUGCGUAAAAUCAUCCCGCAGGUCAGCUCUCACGCCAGCAAGCUGCUCCGUCAUCCCAAUCCCGAUCUGAAGAAACUGGAGGAUGUUAUUAACCAGAUCACAAUGCUGGAGGCCACGGUCGCCCGGGCGCGCUCUCUCAGAGCCAAGUUCAGCCUCGGGAAAGCAGAGCGAGGAGAGGACACCGAGGAACUCGAGCUGUUCGUGAGCUCUCUGUUAGAGGAGCCGGAGGUGGGCGUGACCGGAGCGGGGCGGGGCCCGGCAGGCACUAUCAUCCAUAAACUGUUCGUCAACGCACAGCGGCUGGCUGAUUCCAGUGAUGAGGCGGCUCUGCUGACGCCGUUAGACGAAGACGCCGGCCGAGGAGCAGGUGGACCAGACGCUCGCAAGCCGACAGGAGGCGGAGUUCCGGAUUUCCCGCCCCCGGCUGGUCGGGAGAUCCUGCUCCGUACGUGCGUCCCGCGCCCGGCGCCGUACUCCAAAGCCCUGCCGCAGCGUCUCUUCUGCGUCCUCAUGAGGGAAGAAUACCGGCUCGCCGGAGCGUUCUCGUCCGACACGUCGUUCUUCUGAGGAGAACCGCCCGAGGAACCCGAAGGUGAACACGAAAGUGACCCGGUGGAGAUCUUUACCGCACGCAUGAACGCAGGUGGGGGGUGGUGGGGGUGGCAGAGGGGUCUGAGGAUGCAUCAGUACUCUAAUUGUUUUUUUUUCUAUAUAAAGAUCUAAUGAGGAAGAGUUAGUGCCAAUUCAAUUAGAGGAGCGCGAUUGGUUCCUGUCAGCCCCGUUUCUUUCUCCAUUGGAAUACCAUUAUUACCUCUGAUGGAUCUUCAAACUCGUUCACUUCUCACUAAUAUCAGCCUGUCAGCUUUCCUCCAUAUUUUUCUUCCAUAUAUCUUCUCCUGAAAAAGCUUUCUAGACGCUGUGUUGAUGUGUGUAGGAGGUUCUUAUCAAAUUUGUGGAUAUGAAUAUAAAAAUAUAUAUAAAUGUAUAUAUGUCUACCUCUAUAUGCACUAUAUGGACAAAAGUUUGUGGACACCUCACCGAUAAAUUGGCAUGUGCUUCUUUAUGAGCAUCCCAUUUGCUCUUAUUAUAACCUCCACUCUUUCUGAAGAGAUGUUCCUCUAUUUCAUGGAGAUUUCUGGAGACUCAACCAAAAGGUGUUCGAUAGGGGCAGAGCUCUGUAGCAGGAGAUCUUCCACAUUUUCCAUACAUAUAAAGCAGAUCUUCAUGGCGCUCUCUUGGUGCAUCCGUCAUGCAGGAACAGGUUCGGAGUCUGGCAGUUCGAGUGAGGGGGAAGAACCUCAUACGGGUGGGGAAAAGUCGGGUGUCCCAAUACUUUUGGCCAGAUAGUGUAUAUUAGGGUUGACUGAAACGAGAAAAAGGUCAUGGAGUAACUAAUAACCAAUGUUUCUUGUGAAAAGAAAACCAGGAGGACUUUUUUUUUCUUUCUUCAGAAUGGUUGUGCGUGUUCAUCGUUUCUCUGUACGUGUCGCUCGUAUUGGACCAAUCACACGCUCCGGUUUACGUUAGGACACAAAAUAUAAAAAAAAAUAAACAAAUGUAACGCUAAUAAACAUCACGCAGAUAUAGAUUAGGUCCACAUUUCAUUAAAGUGCACAUCUCCGUGUUCUGUUCUGUCGCUCGAUCGGUUGUAUGAAUUUAAUAAACGUUUAGAAAACGUGUAAACGGAUAUGAACGUGACGUCAGAGUUAAACCUGUUCUACACAAUCAAAUAAAAUAUUUUAUUGUCCCGAA